CGGCAGCCCUCUCUGCACCUCGUGGGAACCAAACCCGGCGAAAGAGAUUUCGUUUAUUUUAAUAUUCAAGUCCCUCGGCGCUACCCGUCCAGCGCCGUGUUUCUAACAUGGCGGCGCCCAUCGGCCUCACGGCCCAUGGUUGCCCCAUAAGAGCCACUUCCAAGAUGGCGGCACCCAGGAGCUAACUUCCGGUAAAGAGCUACCAAGAUGGCGGCACCUGUCGAGCCGCUUGUGCGCGGGGGGAGCUUCUGCCGCCAAUAUGGCGGCACCCAAGACGGGAUCGAUUCCGUGAGGUCAUAGGGUGCUUCCGGUCAGGCAAUAACGGCACGGAUCCCGCCUCCCAACCUGGUGGCUGCCAGGAGGUAUUUCCGGUAUCACGCGCCACCCCACGGACGAGACCAUUGGCACGAGGAGGCCCCAGGAGAGGGGGGCGCAGCCUGGCGAGGACUCGGGAGCCCCCAGCGACCCCUGACCUCCAGCUCGUGGGACUCUCUGAACUCCGCCCUCUGAGGACCCUGCGACCCCCAACCUCCCAGCCCCCUUGAAGGCCGACCUUGGAGGCCAGCAGCGCCCCCAGCCUGGCCCCACCCCCCACCCCCAUGAGCCUGCCGGUGCACACGGCCCCCCUGGGGCUCUCCCUGAGACCCACCGCCCCCUCCAGCCCCGCGAGCCCCCCGGAGGGCACGGCCCCCCUGGGGCUCUCCCUGAUCCCCGGCACCCCCUACUCGGUACUGGUGCUGCAGGAGGGGUACAGCCGGGCGCUCCCGGACGGCACCAUGCAGGCCGACGGCACCGUCACGCUGCUGCGGGGCCCCCGGCUCACCCUGGUAGACACGGGGGGGCCCUGGGGGCGGGAGCGGCUGCUGGGGCUGCUGGCGGCCCAGGGGGUGGCCCCGGGGGACGUGUCCCACGUGGUCUGCACCCACGGCCACUCCGACCACGCCGGCAACCUCAACCUCUUCCCCGGGGCCACGCUGCUCGUGGGCUUCGACCUGAGCCGGGGAGAGGGGCUCUACCUGCCCCAUAACCUGGGGGACGGGGCCCCCUACCCCAUCGACCCGGGGCACGUGGAGGUGCUGCCCACGCCCGGGCACACGGCCGCCCACACCAGCGUGCUGGUGCGGGGCACGGCCCUGGGCACGGUGCUGGUGGCCGGGGACCUGUUCGAGCGGGAGCAGGACGAGGCCGCCUGGCGGGCGCUGAGCGAGGACCCCGCCCGGCAGGAGCAGAGCCGCCGGCGGGCGCUGGCCCUGGCCGACGUGGUGAUCCCCGGCCACGGGCCGCCCUUCCGGGUGCGGCGGGGGGAGGGCGGCCCCGGGGGGGGGCCGACGGGGCGUGAGACGCCCCCCUGAGCUCGAAUUAAACAGAGCUUGGCGACCCCCAGCGCUGCCUCUUAUUGGGGGGGCGCCUUUCGAAGGGAGAGAGAUUCCUUCCGCAGGUCUUCCGGCCCCACGGUGACGACACCCCGAAACGCAGGGUGGAGACAGAGCCAAGGUACCCCCAGACUGACCCCCAGGACCUCCGCAGCGGGUGGGGCUGCCCCGCCCAGCCCCGAGCGGCGGGUGAGGCCCGGGAGCACCCCUGGGUGCUGGGGGGCUGAGCAGCAGCAGGUGCUCAGAGGGCAGCCAUGGGACCCUGCCCGUGGCCCCACACGCAGGCCAGGCCCCUUUAUGGUUUAAUUGCCCUGUUUGUGUCACAGGCAGCUUGGCUGCCUGCCCAGCAGCCAGAGAUAACGGGGAGUGAACCUCGUUACCGACAGCCCCCCGCCCCAGAGGGGCCGCGUCUCGGCGCCGGGCGAGGGGUCCCCGUGUAAACAGACGCCCCGCCCCAGAGGGGUCCCCGUGUAAACAGACGCCCCGCCUCGAGAGGGCCGUGUCUCGGUGCCGGGCGAGGGGUCCCCAUGUAAACAGAUGCCCCGCCUCAUAGGGGUCCCCGUGUAAACAGACGCCCCGCCCCAUAGGGGUUCCCAUGUAAACAGACACCCCGCCUCGAGAGGGCCGUGUCUCGGCGGUGGGCGAGGGGUCCCCGUGUAAACACGCCCCGCCCCAGAGGGUGCCGCAUCUCGGUGCCGGGCAAGGGGUCCCCGUGUAAACAGACGCCCCGCCUCAUAGGGGUCCCCGUGUAAACAGACGCCCCGCCCCAUAGGGGUCCCCGUGUAAACAGACGCCCCGCCUCGAGAGGGCCGCGUCUCGGCGGUGGGCGAGGGGUCCCCGUGUCACCAGCCGCCCCGCCCCAGAGGGUGCCGCAUCUCGGUGCCGGGCGAGGGGUCCCCGUGUAAACAGACGCCCCGCCCCAUAGGGGUCCCCGUGUAAACAGACGCCCCGCCCCAUAGGGGUUCCCGUGUAAACAGACGCCCCGCCUCGAGAGGGCCGCGUCUCGGCGGUGGGCGAGGGGUCCCCGUGUCACCAGCCGCCCCGCCCCAGAGGGUGCCGCAUCUCGGUGCCGGGCGAGGGGUCCCCGUGUAAACAGACGCCCCGCCCCAUAGGGGUUCCCGUGUAAACAGACGCCCCGCCUCGAGAGGGCUGUGUCUCGGCGGCGGGCGAGGGGUCCCCGUGUCACCAGCCGCCCCGCCCCAGAGGGGUCCCCGUGUCACCAGCCGCCCCGCCCCCCCGCCGGCCCGGGGGUUCCCAGGCACUCGUGCUGACGCUCCUGAUCGCGCCGAUCGAUGCUCUGAGGUCACUAACGGCCCUCGUGACGGUCUAGGCUCAAGGACACGGGCGGCUGGCACCGUAUGGCACCACCCACGCCACCUGCGUGACAGAUCCCAGCACCAUGCACAGAGCGGGGCUGGGGG
Caretta caretta (loggerhead turtle) is the source of this 2794-nucleotide messenger RNA. It is a transcript of the gene MBLAC1, whose product is annotated as metallo-beta-lactamase domain containing 1. The record is from RefSeq and is a predicted model, not a curated record. Lineage: Eukaryota; Metazoa; Chordata; Testudines; Cheloniidae.